Messenger RNA from Polypterus senegalus (gray bichir), 3012 nucleotides. RefSeq names its product NACHT, LRR and PYD domains-containing protein 3-like. The record is from RefSeq and is a predicted model, not a curated record. Lineage: Eukaryota; Metazoa; Chordata; Cladistia; Polypteriformes; Polypteridae. Gene Ontology annotation, cellular component: cytoplasm. Bases 60 to 2933 code for a protein of 957 amino acids. The transcript is spliced from 9 exons. Gene Ontology annotation, molecular function: protein binding.
UCAAAGCCAAAAACAAAUAUGAUGGGCGAACAGAUGUGGAAUCCUUCAUCAAUGACAUAAUGAAGAUGGACAAAGCAAUAUUGGUGAGCCUGUGGGAGGCACUGGCUGAAGAACUUGUGAGAUUUCCAUCACCAAACAUGACAAGAAUACUGAAGGAGGUGACAGAAUGGGGACCAGACCUCUUGAAGGUCAUUCAGGCCAGACUCCAGCCUUAUCCCAUUCAUACCCAUAUUAAAGGCCUCCAUGAGACACACAGAGUUGGUGUGUAUGAAUCCACAAGAAUUCUGAAUGAUCAGGUUUCUCUUGAUGAUCCACGCACCAGGGCUGUCAUCUUUGGGACUCGAUACACAGAGCUGAUGGUCAUUGGUCAGUACAAAAGGACCUACAUUGAGACUCACCAUGAACUUGUGAAGACGGGGAAGGCUCAUGCAGAGCUGGUGGAGGAGCGGACAAAGGAGAAAUGUGAGCGAAUCUGGAUUGAGCAGCUUUUUCAGAGGAGUCCAGGAAGUGAGACUGCCCCGCACAUAAUAGUAGUCAGUGGAGUGGCUGGAAUUGGGAAGACCACCAUGGUCCAGAAGAUCAUGUUUGACUGGGCCAGAGGCACUCAGUACCAGAAGUUUUCAUUCGUAUUCUUGUUUAAAUUCAGUGAGCUCAACCUCCUAGACACAGAGACGGAGCCACAGAUGCCUCUGACCAGGCUGAUUGUAAGGCACUAUAAAUAUCACAAUGACCCGAGACUAAGAGAAAUCCUGCAGAAACCUGAGUCUCUCCUCUUUAUAUUUGAUGGUCUUGAUGAGUACAAACACAAACUGGACUUCACACAGGACAGGCUCUGCUCGAACCCAGACGACUACUUUCCUGUCCACAUCCUGGUCACAAGCUUGGUCAAAAGGACAUUAUUGAAGGGCUGUUCAGUCCUGAUAACAACCAGACCAACAGCCUUGGAGGCCAUGGACAUGGAGAGAGUUGACCGAUUUGCAGAGAUUCUGGGGUUCUUCCCUGAACAAAGACUGAUGUAUUUUAAGAAGUUCUUUGGUGACACUGAUUUGGGCUCUGAGGGUUUUCACUACAUUGAGGAGAAUGACAUCCUGUACACCAUGUGCUUCAACCCCUCAUACUCCUGGAUUAUCUGCUCUGUGCUGAAGAGCCACUUUAAGACACCUGAAGAAGAGCGCGGAGCUGCCCCUAGAACUGUCACCGAUCUUUUUGUGAUGUUCUUACACAACAUCCUGACCAAGCACAGGCGAGACACCGAAGACCAACGAGGGAUUCUAAUCAAACUUGGAAAGAUGGCUUAUUAUGGAGUGGCCAACAAGACUCUUAUGUUUCAAGACAAGUUUGAAAUAUCCACCUUUGGUCUCCAGUCAGUCUUAUCUUCUCAGUUCCUCUCAGGAUUCCUUAAAGAAAUCCUGCAGAGAGAAAGCACACUGGGUCAAAUGACAUGCACAUUUUAUCACCUCACACUACAGGAAUUCAUGGCCGCCUGCUUCUUCUAUCUCGAUCCAUCAGGUGGCGUUGGGGAGCUGCUUGUAAAGCUGGACUUAUGUAAAGAUGGCCGGUUUGAGAUUCUCACUCGAUUCCUGGCAGGACUGGCCAGGCCUUCUGUGUUUAAAGCACUGAGGGGAAUCCUGGGAGAGUUUGAGAGGAAGACAGCAAAGCAGAUACUGGAGUGGGUGAAGCAGAAAGCUGAACAGGCACUACGGGGUGAAGGUACAAGUAAAGUUCUACAAGUGUGUCAAUGGCUCUAUGAAACUCAGAAUAAGAGAUUAAUAAGAGACGCCAUUGGGAAAGAUUUAAAGAUGAACUUCAGUAAGGUGACUUUAUCACCUCUUGACUGUGUCGUGCUGGGCUCUGUAAUCAGCUGCUGUGGUGAACUUGAGGAGCUCGUCCUGUCAGACAAACACCUCACAUCAGAGUGCAUCUGGAGACUGACACCGGGGCUCAUCUGCUGUAGACAUGUCAAGAUGUUUGGCUGUCAUCUCAUUUCCACUUGCUGCUCAGCUCUCUCCUCAGCUCUUUCUUCUCCACACUCACGAAUGACUGAACUGCAGCUGAGCAGCAACAACAUGAAGGAUGCAGGAGUAGAUCAGCUGUGUCAGGGGCUGAGGAGUGAAAACUGCAAAUUACAGACACUGAACCUGUCCUCAUGUGGUCUCACCUCCAGAUGUUGCUCAGCUCUCUCCUCAGCCCUUUCUUCUCCACACUCAAAACUGACUGAAUUGAACCUGAGCAACAACAAUAUGAGGGAUUCAAGAAUGGAUCAGCUUUGUGAGGGGCUGAGGAGUGAAAACUGUAAAUUAGAGAAACUGAAGCUGUCCUCAUGUCAUCUCACCUCCACAUGCUGCUCAGCUCUCUCCUCAGCUCUUUCUUCUCCACACUCACGAUUGACUGAACUGGACCUGAGUGAUAACAACGUGGAGGAUUCUGGAGUCGAUCAGCUGUGUGAGGGACUGAGGAGUGAAAACUGCAAAUUAAUGAAACUGAGCCUGUCUUAUUGUGGUCUCAACUCUAGAUGUUGCUCAGGUCUCUCCUCAGCUCUUUCUUCUCCAAACUCAAAACUGACUGAACUGAGCCUGAGCAGCAACAACGUGAAGGAUUCAGGAGUGGUUCAGCUGUGUGAGGGGCUGAGGAGUGAAAACUGCAAAUUAGAGAGACUGAGCCUGUCUGAUUGUGGUCUCACCUCCAACUGCUCCUCAUCACUUUCCUCAGUCCUCUCUUCUCCACACUCACAGCUGACUGAUCUGGAGCUGGACAAUAACAAACUGAAAAACUUAGGAGCUUGUCAUCUGUGUGCAGGGCUUGUGAACCAAAACUGUAAAUUAAAGACACUGAGGCUGUCUCAUAAUAUGAUCAUAGAGAUUGAGAAGAACAACCUGUGGUCACUAGAGCAAGAUUUAAAGAGAACUGGACGGCAGGUGGAUAUCUACACAUGAGAAGGCUGUAUAUGGAUGACAAAUUGGACUGGACUGCCAAUACUGAUGCUCUAUGUAAGAAAGCUCAGAGCAGACUAUA